AUGUCCUACGCGGUUGAGACCAAAAAGCGAAAGUUUCAUCGAAUGCUGGAAUCUUUGACCAAGCCAUCGACCGUUGAACCCGCUGCCAAAAAGAUCCCCGCAUCUCCGUCACCAGCUCGCGAGCGUCUUCCCGCAGAUCUAUCCAUCAAGAAGGUCCGACUGAGCGAUAAAGAUGAAAGCAACUUCGCGGCUGUCGGAAGGUCGAUAUUAAAAGCUCGAGCUAGCUCCAAAGGCUCUACCAUUUCGUCAGCAACACGCCCUAGCUUCGUCCCAUGGGACCGCGAACGCUUUUUGGAGAGAUUAGAGACCUUUCGCCGUGUCGAUCGAUGGUCUCCGAAACCGGCUGUAAUAAGUGAGGUUGAAUGGGCUAAACGAGGAUGGAUCUGUACAGAUGUUUCGCGAGUGUCGUGUGUGGGUGGCUGUGGCGGCUCAGUGGUUGUCAAAUUACCAGACGAACUUGACGAGUUGGAUGGAUAUGCUCUCGACAAGGUCCAGGAGAGGAAGGAAGUCCCUACGAUUCAUCGACUACCACUCACCAACACCGAUACGGCAAUCGCUAGUCUUCAGAAACGGUAUUCAAAUAUUUCAAAAAUUGCCGAUAAGCUACCGGCUGAGGAUAUUAUUCGAACACCCGAGUCAUUUAAUUUAGAUGAUGUCCUCAAGAUAUGGCCCCGAGAAAGUUUCAAAACCGGCGAUGGGUUGCGCUCCACAGAGUCUCAACGUGAGCAGCAGGAUCAAUCGCAGGAUCAAGAGUCAAGCGAAGAAAUUCGUGGAGAGAGCUCUCAGGUGGCACCUGCACCAUCGAAACCUAUCGACAGAGCUGCCUUUGCGCUAGCAUUCUUCGGCUGGGAUGCAGUUUCAAACGAAACGGCCGGCUUGGUAGGCUGCAGUGCAUGUUUUCGACGAUUGGGCCUGUGGAUGUACAAGCCGAAGGAUAAUGGGGAUGCCACGGUCUACGACGCACUGGACGUUGCCAAUGAGCAUAUGGAGUAUUGCCCUUGGAUCAGCGGGAAGGCUCAAAGCGGGACUGGCAGGGCAACAGAGAAGCAGGCAGAGCUAAGAAGCGGAUGGGAACUACUUGUUCAAGCACUCAAAGUCAAACACCGCCGGCAGGUCAGAUCAUCGACUUCCAUGGAUACCCUGCGUGCUGUCUCGGAGACACCCUCUGGUGACUUCCCGGUAGUGGAUGAGGUGAGCGAGGAACAAAAGAAGGCCAGUGAUCGAGAGUGGUGGGCGAAACUUCGGCGAAUGAGACAGGUGCUGAAUGUCAAGUCUCCUCAUGCAAAAAAGUCGGUUGUUCCGUGA
This is a messenger RNA of Aspergillus fumigatus Af293, 1305 nucleotides long. RefSeq lists its product as uncharacterized. Bases 1 to 1305 code for a protein of 434 amino acids. Gene Ontology annotation, molecular function: zinc ion binding. Gene Ontology annotation, cellular component: nucleus. The record is from RefSeq and is a predicted model, not a curated record. The transcript is spliced from 2 exons. Lineage: Eukaryota; Fungi; Ascomycota; Eurotiomycetes; Eurotiales; Aspergillaceae.